Messenger RNA from Thalassophryne amazonica, 4396 nucleotides. RefSeq lists its product as uncharacterized. The record is from RefSeq and is a predicted model, not a curated record. The coding region runs from base 9 to 4202 and encodes 1397 amino acids. Gene Ontology annotation, molecular function: serine-type endopeptidase activity. Lineage: Eukaryota; Metazoa; Chordata; Actinopteri; Batrachoidiformes; Batrachoididae. The transcript has 25 exons. Gene Ontology annotation, biological process: proteolysis.
UGGUGAGAAUGGACGCAGAGAAGAACCACCAUCGCUCCAAGAAACUGAGCACUUUGGAGAAGGGCCUGAUAUUUCUCUUCGUGGCUGUUACCGCAAUCUGCAUUGCUCUUAUGGUCAUCUACUUCACUGACAAAUCUGACUCGUCUACCGAAGAAGGAGUGGACUCAGGGUGUGGCGGUCCUCAGGAGCUGUCGGGAGAGUCGGGCACCUUCACCAGCUGGAAUUACCCCAGUAGCUAUGACAACGGCAAGAGCUGCGCCUGGCACAUCACUGUGAACCCCGGCAAGGUGAUCCAUCUGUGGUUUGAAGAGUUUGCUUUGGAGGACACCCAACUCUGCACAGCAGACGCUGUCACACUCAGAGACUCGCUGGGAGUCAUCGGAAAAUAUUGUGGCUAUACCAUGCCUAAGCCGGUGGUGUCACUGGAAAACCACAUGAUGGUCUACUUUGACACAAAUGAAAGAAAGACAGACCAAGGAUUCAAGGCUCAUUAUAAAGCUGUGGCUCCGGAAAGCACAUCAGAAAUAGCAGGAGCCGGCGGCUUUCUGCAAGGUGACCAGGGGGAUCUGCUGACACCCGGCUUCCCUCAGCAGAACUACCAGAAUGGGGCGUUGUACCAGUGGGUCAUCACAGUACCUGGUGAAGAGAAAGUCCGACUGACUUUCACCUUCUUUGACCUGGUCCCUGAGGUCUGUGCAGACUUUGUUCAGGUCUUUGAUGGCCACACAGCUGGCUCCUCGUUAUUAGGUAAAUACUGUGGUGGAAAAAUCCCAAAUCCAGUGGAGUCCAGUGGGAAGACGAUGCUGGUCCGUUUCAAAUCAGACGGCAGUCAGAAUUCCAAAGGAUUCAGUGCAACUUACACCAAGUCCAGCCUUCCACCUGUUGUUAUUCCCACCACAACCAAACCCAGCACAACCAAACCCACCACACAAACGCCUCCAACCACCACAGCACCUGCUGUGUCAGGAUGCGGUGGUCCAGCAACACUCAGUGGACGUAAGGGAGUGAUCCAGUCCUUGGGGUUCCCAAAUCCAUACCCUGCUCAUCUGAACUGUUCCUGGAAGAUAACUGUUCCCAGAGGGUUCCUGGUUAGUCUGCAGAUGACUGACAUGGCGAUUGCUGGACAUACUGGUUAUUGCAAAGAGGACAAACUGGUCAUCUCAGAUAAAUUCAGCACACUGGGGACACACUGUGGUUACGUCCUUCCUCCAGCAGCGGUCAGUGCCGGCGACACCGUAUCUGUCACCUUUCAGUCUGACAGUCGCCUUUCAGACCGAGGAUUCUCUGCAACGUGGAAGGCCGUUUAUCCUGAGGAUAUCGCAGAAUUGCAGGGCUGUGGUGGUUCUUUCAAGGAGGAAACAGGUUUUAUGAAGUCCCCGAGCUGGCCCAUGAACUACAAGGCUAAUACUGAGUGCAUGUGGAACAUUGUGCUGCCAUUGUGGAAGACGAUCACACUCACAUUCACUCACUUUGAUCUGGAAGAUGAAUGGAUCUUGACUUUCAAAUGUGUGGAUACUGUCAUGGUGUACGACAUCAGUACUCUGACUAAUACACUGAAUACAAAGCAUGGUCCAUUUUGUGGCAAGACUCAACCUAGUACCAUCCAGACAAAAGGCAAUCGGUUGGUACUUCGAUUCCAUUCAAACACAUUUAAUGAAGCCAAAGGAUUCAGAGCCUAUUGGACAACAAACCCUAGUCUGCCUGCUCCAACUGAGCCUCCUGUUCAGCCAAACCCAUGGGACAACAUUACCAUAGACUGGCCCAGUACAUGUGGAAAACCGGCCAUUCCUCCCAACAUCAUGUCACGUAUUGUCAACGGAGAUCCAGCCAAGCCUCACUCCUGGCCCUGGCAAGUGUCCAUGCAGGUCCAGUCAUUCAGUCAUCCAGAGUUCAGAUUCUCACACAUCUGUGGAGGUACUCUUAUUCAUAAGAACUGGGUCCUUACAGCAGCCCACUGCUUCAUGUUCAAUGUCGAUGUGCUGCCAUUGUGGCGCAUGUGCCUUGGCAAGCACAACUUGACCUACACUGAGCCAAGUGAGCAGUGCUUCAACGUGACUGGCAUCAUUCUCCAUGAGGGCUUCAAAUAUCCCAGAGUGCCCUCGUUGGAGUUUGACAUUGCCCUGGUUAGGCUCGACGGGGAGGUGACGCCCAGCGAUGAUAUUUCCUUUGCCUGCCUUCCUUCAGAGGAGGAAAUCCUACCUCAGGGCAAGAAGUGCUUCGCCACAGGCUGGGGAGAUGAGACUGGUAACUUCAGAAAUGUUACGCUUGCAGAGGCACUGAACCAGGUUGCGCUGCCUGUUGUGCCUUUUGAUACCUGCAAGACGUUAGAUUACUGGUGGUUCCUGGUCAAGGCGUCCAUGAUCUGCUGCGGUUAUACCCUGCCCGAUGAACUCAAGUCCACCUGUAAGGGAGAUUCAGGUGGUCCUCUGGUGUGCCAAAACACUACCGGUAACUCUUGGGAGGUUCAUGGUAUAACCAGCUUCGGCCCUAUUGGAUGCAUUAUGAAUAAAAAGCCCUCCGUGUUCACCCGCACCUCUGCCUAUCUCCCCUGGAUCAACAACAUCAUUCGCAAAAACAUCUACAAUGCACAAACAUCUGGUUGUGGUGGACCAAAGGACUUGAAUGGAACAGGUGGCACUAUUUCUUCUAUGGGGUACCCUGGCAUCUACAGCAACAAAGCCCACUGCCAGUGGAACAUCAAGGUCACCCACAACAAAGUGAUCCAUCUUCAUUUCCACAAUUUCUCACUGGAAGAGAGUCUGUUUUGCAUGAAUGACAAAGUUAGCCUCAAAGACAAAACCGGAAGUCUAGGUACACACUGUAGCCAUGUGCCACCUCAGGACCUGGUGAGCGACGGAGACACUCUUCAUAUCACUUUCUCUACCAACGGCAAGGUGGUGGAUACGGGAUUCAUUGCCACCUGGAAGGCAGUGGACCCUACAGAUGCUCCUUGUGGUGGAACCUUCAGCGGGGAUCAAGGAGAAAUAACUUCUCCUAAUUGGCCGGGUGACUAUCAAGCCCAGUCUGUGUGCACGUGGCGUAUAACCAUUCCUUCAACACAAUUCAUUCACAUCAGCUUCACUCACUUUGAGUUGCAAGCUGUAAAUGUGUUUGGAAAGUGUGUGGACUAUGUGGAGAUCAUCAGUGGACAAAGCAUGGCUCCUCAAGGCAGAUUCUGUGGCUUCGCCCCACCUCCAAAUAUCACCAUCACUGGUAACACAGCUAUCAUACGGUUUGUAAGUAAUGGAGCCAAUCAGCAGAUGGGUUUCCGUGGUUACUGGACCACUGAUGCUGGUGUUAUCCCAACUCUGCCUCCUCCACCUGCUAACCCUUGGGACAACAUUACAAUCAAUUGGCCAGAAGACUGUGGCAACCCGGCAGUGACACCCAAUACCGCCACUCUGAGGGUGGUGAAUGGAAUAGAGGCAGUGCCACAUUCUUGGCCCUGGCAAGUCUCCAUGCAGUUAUCACUGACUACAUCCUAUAGGCAUAUCUGUGGAGGGUCUCUGAUUCACAAACAAUGGGUCCUUACUGCUGCUCACUGCUUCAUGAGCCAACGAAACAAAACGUCUCUCUGGCGGAUGUGUCUGGGAAAGCAUCACAUGAACUCCACCUUGGAUGUUCCCUCAGCAGAGGCAUGCUACAAGGUCGAUGGCAUCGUCCGCCAUGAGGGGUUUGUCUAUGAGCAGGAUUACUCUGAUCUCGCUAAUGACAUUGCUUUGGUGCAUUUGGCUCAGCCUGUCAACAUGACGAGGGAGAUCAGCCCGAUCUGUCUGCCAGAACCUGGAGCAGUGAUGCCUGCUGGGACACCCUGCUUUGUCACUGGCUGGGGCGAUGAGAAAGGAAGACCGUUUCCAAUAGUGUCAGAGAAGCUGAAUCAGGCCGCCCUCCCUGUGAUCGACUUCCCCACCUGCAGUAAACCUGCUUACUGGUGGAGCUUCCUCAGACCCUCCAUGAUCUGUGCCGGCUUCGAAAGCCCUGAUGAGCUAAAGUCUGCCUGCCAGGGGGACUCUGGAGGACCUUUUGCCUGUUCUGCUUCUGGAACCAACACAACAUGGGAGGUUCAUGGUAUUACCAGCUUUGGACCACGAGGCUGCAUUCGAGACAAGAAGCCAUCAGUAUUCACCCGUGUUUCUGCAUUCAGCAACUGGAUCCACCACAACAUCAAGAAGUUUAUGUAUGAAAACGGUAUAACUGUGUAAAGAUGAUACGUUGAAAUAAUGUUUUCCACUGGAUGUAUUUUUUUAAUCUGAUUUCUUUAUUUUUCCACACCUGAUAAAUCACUGAACUGUCUUAUACAAGGUGUGUGGUAAUGUGAGGUUUUUCUGUACUGUUAACAAGACAAACUAGUGUAAAGAAGAGGAGAGUUAACUAUCAUAUUCUCCAUCAGACAGCU